AUGCCUAGCGUUGUACGCCCCGAAAUUCCUCGCUACAUUGCAGCUCCCGAGACUCAAGAGAAACUGGACUACGCCGACCUCGCAAUCCUUGACUUCUCCAAAGUGGGCACCCCAGAGGGGCAGGCUGAGCUGACCGCUCAGCUACGCGAUGCGAUGACGACCCAUGGUUUCUUCUACAUCGUGAACCACGGCCUUACGCAAGCCGAGAAUCAUCGCAUGCUUGAUAUCGCCGAUGUAGCAAUCUCUGGCAUCCCCGACGAAGAGAAACGGAACUACAUGGCGAAAAUCAAAAGCGACGGGACGUACCAAGGAUACAAAUUGAGGGGAUGGUGGCAUAUCGACGGUGGUGUUCGUGACCAAAUCGAACACUACAACAUCAACCGCGAUGUUGAUCGCAUGCAGCAUCCACAGGCGGUGCGCCCUCUGCUUCCGGAGGUGAAGGAAUUCACCAGGUUCAAUCAUUGUAACGUCUUACAUCCUCUCUUACGCCUGUUCGCCCUCGGCUUGGAGCUUCCAGAGGAUACAUUUGUGAACUUGCACAAGUAUGAUGCCUUGGGAGAGUCGUAUGUUCGCUUCAUGAAAUACUUUCCGCGAUCUGCGGACGACGAAGUCAAGGCAAAGCAAGUGUGGCUGAAAGGCCACACUGACAUCGGCACCAUCACGAUUCUGUGGAGCCAGCCAGUCAUGGCGUUGCAGGUACUCAUGCCUGACGGUCAAUGGCGCUACGUGAGACACAUUGAUAAUGCUCUUAUCGUCAACUCGGGCGAUGCCAUGGAGUUCCUCUCAGGUGGCUUCUACAAGCCUACCAUCCACCGCGUCGUCCAGCCUCCUCAGGACCAGCGGGCCUACAACCGCCUCAGCAUUCUAUACUUUGCCAUGACCGAUGACGACGUGAAGCUUGUCCCCCGCGUCGAGAGCCCUGUGCUCCAGAAGUAUGGCGUUCAACGGCGCUGGGCCAACGACGCCGACGCGCCCACGAUGGAGGCCUGGCGCAAGGGCAGAACUAGUGCCGUUGGUCGGGUUGUACUCAAGAAGAAGGAGGAUGGUUCAGAGGAGAACAUCGUGAAUGGGAUCGUGGUGAGGCACUACAACUGA
Rhodofomes roseus is the source of this 1095-nucleotide messenger RNA. RefSeq lists its product as uncharacterized. The transcript has 9 exons. The record is from RefSeq and is a predicted model, not a curated record. Gene Ontology annotation, molecular function: dioxygenase activity. The coding region runs from base 1 to 1095 and encodes 364 amino acids. Lineage: Eukaryota; Fungi; Basidiomycota; Agaricomycetes; Polyporales; Fomitopsidaceae.